Messenger RNA from Babesia bigemina, 3204 nucleotides. Its product is annotated as tetratricopeptide repeat containing domain protein, putative. The record is from RefSeq and is a predicted model, not a curated record. Gene Ontology annotation, molecular function: protein binding. The transcript is spliced from 5 exons. Bases 1 to 3204 code for a protein of 1067 amino acids. Lineage: Eukaryota; Apicomplexa; Aconoidasida; Piroplasmida; Babesiidae.
AUGCAGUCAUAUUCAGCGGUUGCCGUCGAGUUAUUGCCUCGUCUGGAGAGCCUUUUGCUGGCGCCUUCCAAGGAAUCCAGGUCACGCUUAGAGGAGGCUGUUCGCGCUAACGCAUCCACCAAGUGGCUGCAAGAGGCCCUGGAUGUCAUCCGAUACGCCGUUGAGUGCGAUGUGUACAGGGGAAUGACCCUGGUGGAUCGUUGCCUUGGCGGAUCGGUGUUUUACGACGUGUCUGAUGUGCCCGCCGCGAGUUCUUGCAAGUCGCUGUACGACCAUCUGGUGAACAGAGCAAUACAGUUCGUCGAAUCAGGAGCGCGAGAUGGCCUGGAAGACAUCUACGUGCUUGCCAGCGCGGUGCUGCUGCUGAACAUCUUCGUACGCGUUAAUUGGAUGGGUCCUCCCUGUGGGAUUUUGAGCCCGUCUAACCAGCAUCUGGCGGCACAAUACCGCGACAAGGUGGUCUCUGACGACCGGGAUAGUGUUUUAAGUCUGGAUUCGUUGUAUUCGUUUGCGAACGACGGCACAUCGUUCUCUGCUUUUGCUUUGGAGAAGGUCGCAUCCGAGUUCAACCAGCGUUGCGUGCUCGGAUCUCCGGAUACGCGUGGAAUUGAUGUGGAGUCGGACUCAACCGCAUAUGCCGGGUUCAUCCGCAGCAUUUUGGACGCGCUGCAGAUCGACGGCGAGCCCGUCUACACUGGCAUCGCCGGCGCUCCGUACUUUGUGGCGGCUUUGGCGUUAUUGUCGACGUUAGGUGGAAUUGAUCGCCUUACAAAAGGCGAUUCAUCAGCAUCAGGCGGUACUACCGGUGCUACCGGGUCGGAUAAGACAACGGACCAUCAGGAUGGUAUGCGCCAUUGCGCGUUGACCACUGUCGGUGUAUGGCGCGGCCGUGCCGCUUUCGUCUGGCAGAGAAUAGUGCGCAACUCCAUGGUGAACCCCUGCCCCCAUCUCUUCCGAAGCGCGGUCUCCGAUUUCAGCUCUAUUCUGAAGUCGUGGAAAGUCCUACCCGAAGACUUCACCCUCUCCAUAUGCGAUCCCGCCCUGAUGAAUUCCGUCACUGAUGCCGCUAAUGGCGAUGACCAACUUAUGGGCUCUCUGGAAGCAUCGGGUCCAUCUAACGGUGGCACAUUUCUGCAGGAUGCCAUCAGAGGUUUCAAUGGCUCGCCGCUGGAAUGCUCGCCGGAGAUGGGGUCAUUGUUGAUAUUGGAGCUUGCGCUGCGCUUGCCGUAUUACAACAUGGCCAAACUGUUUGAGCACUUGUUGUCGCUGGCAACGUCGUUGAUUGGGUUUACUUUCUCGUUCACCGGCCGCUUGGGUAUACGCCGGAAGUAUCAGGUCCGUGUAAUCCCUCAGCUUGUAGUGGUUGCUGGAGGGUCUAACAAUGGGCAAUCGAGGUCUGGUAGGGUAACGAGAUCAGCUGUAGAUCCACCUGCUGACUCCAGCGACCUCGCAGCUGCCUCUGGCACGCCUACCCCGGAUGCAGCAACCGGUAAUGCGGUUGAACCAUCGUCCUCAACUUCAGAUGGCGAUUCGCAGGAGAACAACUCAUCGUCGCUCUCUACCUCAGAGCGUCCGGAAGAUAUCUCCCUCAGCUCUGUGAACGAGGAUACUGACAUCCUUGAACGCCCCAAGCUGUCUGAGGAGUCAGAUGAUGCCCCGUUGUCCGCUGCGGAGCAAUGCAUUCUGCUUGCCAAGGCCCUGCAUAUGAUACAGACGGUGCCGGAGGGCGACGAGCUGAACCUUGAAUUUUUGAACGCUAUCGUGGUGCGCUGCCUGGGUUCCACGGAAGGCGCCGCGUCGUGGCUGCUUUCGUCGGUCGCGCUCUGGGUGCGUUGCAAGACCGAAUACCACCGAACCAAGACCGUUGAGCGCGCCAGCUUGCAGCUGCACAAGUUAAGCGAUUCCUACUACGAAUCUGAGGCCACCGCCGCCAGUCGGCUGGAGUUCGUCUGGCACGUGUGGUCGCCCAGCAGUUGGGGCAUUAAGCGCGAGAUUGCGCGGCGUCUUUGCUCAAUAGGCUCCUUCCUGAGCGCCUUCGAGAUAUACAAGAAGCUGCACAUGUGGGAAGACGCCAUCCAGUGCUUGAUCAUCGUGGGCCGUAAGAACGACGCCCGUGAGCUGGUCAUGAACCAUAUCAAGAGCUCCCCAACGCCGUUGCUGUGGUGUUUCCUGGGUGACAUUGAGGGCAACAUAUCGCAUUACAAGACCGCUUGGGAGCUGUCUAAAGGCCGUUGCGCCCGCGCACAGCGCACCUUGGGUUCCUACUACUUCAACAAGGGCGAUCUUGAGGCUGCAAUAAAUGCGCUUGAGUUAGCCCUCGCGAUCAACCCCAUGCGGGAGUCGAGCCAGUUCCUGCUAGGCUGCUGCUACCUGAAGACUGGCAAGCUGGAUCGUGCGGUGGGCGUGUUUUCCCGCGUCAUCGCGUUGAACCCAUCUUCACCCGAUGCGUGGGCCAACAUGUGCAGCGCGCAUUUGAAUAUCGGCAACCUUCGCGAGGCCAGCCUGUGCAUCGACCAAGCGGUUAAGCAUCAACCCGGCAAAUGGGAGUUCUGGGACAUCCGUAUGCGCAUAUCGCUGCGGUCCCGUGACCUGCAAAGUGUCUGCCUGUCAAUCGAGAAGCUGAUUAACCUAGGCAAGGUGAGCCUUCCACUCAACCCAGCGCCCGUUAUCGCACCCCAGAAAACGUUGAUAGAGCCUGGCAUAGUCGCAUUCUUGGUCGACUCGUCGACCCGUUUUCCAUCCAAACAUGCGACCCAGCGCAUGCUGGCGCGCACUUUGGACUGUGUCACCAAGAACGUCACCGACAACGCUGAUAUCUGGAAGCUGUGCGCCCGGUACUUCGCGUGCCAGAAAUUCUACGUGGAGGCGCUGGAAUGCACGUUCCGCGAGUACCGUUCCAUAGAGAGCGCCAUCGUGAGCAGCCUAAGCGAGGCGAAGGCUGACGCCGAGCUGCAGCGCGAGCAUGACGUGUCGCAGUUGAGGCGUCUGAUGGACUGCUUCGGGACCAUGAUAACGCUGCUUAAGCGCAUGCCUGCGUCGGAUCGCAAGGCCAAGCGUGACACUGUGAUUCAAACACUGCAGAGCGUUCGUGAGCGUGUGCGCUCCCGCAUUGCGGAGGUGAAUGCGCAGUGGCAGUCGGAGUUGGACAGUUUGUUGGAGAGCGCGGAGGUCGAAGACGUGAUAUGCGUGUACGACGGGGAGUAG